AGAAUUCGACCUCGCAUACCAUCGCUGUAAAUUUCGCGCAGCCCCGGUAACUAAAGCAAGGGCACAAUAACUGACAGUGCUAGGAAGGAAUGGCGAAGAAAAAUAUGUUUCGUUUUUAGUACGCGACGAUUCUUUACCGUAAGUGCUUUUGAAAGUACUUUUAGUCAUUAGCCGAAUGUUGAGCGACACGUAAUAGCACAGUGUAGCUACAUUAACCUCACCUCAUCAAUAGCUUACUUUGAGUUUAACUUCCGCGUCGAGUCCGUUGUAUCGCUGAGGUUUAAUCUAUUGGACGCCCUGAUAUCUGCCAGACUUAUUUUGCUUGUAAACACGUCAAUGCAGUCUUGUCUCUGCUGUAUGAGGAAUGAAGAAGACACAUAAUGGGUGCAACUCAGAGCUCUGAUAUGGCCGCCUCGAGUCGAAGUCUGUCUUCAGGUCCUAUCAUGUCCAGCUCGCUGCCUAAGUUCCCUAUUCCCAUAGAAGUCCUGGAGGAGAUCUUCAUUAAUCUCCCCCCAGAUCAGGUGGUUCAGAUUUGUCGGUUAGUGUGUCGUCAAUGGAAAGACAUUGCUGACAGCCAGUCUUUAUGGAGAGACAGAUGCAGGAGAGAAGGCUACCACCUCCGUGAUGUUUCGAAAGUACCCAAAGACUGGAGGUUAUUUUACUUCUUGUGCAGGAAAAGACGGAAUCUUCUCAAGAACCCAAGAGCAGAAGAUAAAAUGAGGGGUUGGCAAAUACUGGAGAACAGCGGGGACCGAUGGAAAGUAGAGGGUGUCAUGGUGCCACAUCCCAAUGAAAUGGUCAAGAAAAACUUUGUGACUUCGUAUGGCAUGUGCAGGAAGUCCCAGCUGAUUGAUUUGGAGAUGGAAGGUUAUAAUGCAUCAUUCAUGGAUCACUUCCAGCCAGACAUCAAAAUAUCAGAUUGGUAUGCUCCUCGCUGGGACUGUGGCUGUCAAUUCAAGAUUCACGUGGAGCUGCUGAAUCAAAAGAAGAAGCCAAUUCAGAUCUUUUCCCCUGAGGAGAUUUAUUUUGAGCAAUGGAGCGAUCCUAAAUGGAAUCAGAUAACACACAUGUUCCAGAACUAUGGGCCAGGAGUGAGAUACAUCCGCUUUAUCCAUGGAGGCAAAGACACACAGUUCUGGGCUGGGUGGUAUGGAAUUCGCCUUACAGACAGCUGUGUUGAGAUAUGCCCUGCAAUGGACACAUAGCUCUUAUAGGGGUCAGCUAAUACCUGGUUCCUGCCUUUUGCCUAAUAAAGUAUUGCACUAUUUUUGCAAACAUCACAAAGUUAUAUUAUCAUUCUCCUCACUGAAAUAUCCUAUUUAGGAACAUUCCACUUCUUUAAUGCGUUGGCAGACACUACGAAUCAAAAAAUCAGCUGUUAUUUUGCUGUCAUCGAGUGACACCAUCAGUCAUUUAAGACAACAGAAAAGAGAGAACAUGCUGGGAGUGAAUGUCUAAUGAAGUAAUUUUAGGUCUCAUGUUGUUAGCUGGAACGCUGCAUGAUUAAAAAACAGAAACUACAACGGAAAUAGGAAUAUAUCUACUGUUCUGACAUCACUUAAGCCAGGGGUGUCCAAAUGCUUUCCAGAAAAAUCAAAGGAUGCGGGGAGCCACUUUGAUAUUUUUUAAAUAUUUAUUUUACAAAACUGCUAAAAAAAAAAACAAAACAAAAAACAUUGAUAUAUACUUAAAGCCAAAGCUUUGUUACUAUUAGUAUCAACAUGUCUUUUUUUUUUUUCUUUACAUUGUGCCUUUUUUUGUGGGGGGUUUUUGCGAUUUUUUUUUUUUUUUUUUUUUACAACGUUCUGCGGGCCAAUAAUAAGUGAGUCACACUUUGGACACGCCUGACUUAAGCUAUUCAGUAAAUACUACAAAGUCAGGUUUAUGUACAAAGCUAGUAAUUUAUGUUACACCACAAAUGUUGAAAGUCCCAGAGUGACGUACUUAGACUCAAAUUUUCCAACCUCAGACACUUUUUACACAUUCUUCCUCAUCACAUCAAAAUUUUGUUACUGCAACUAAAUGCUACAAAUAUGGUGUGCAUCUUUUUGGUCUCUUAAAAGGGACAUUUUGAUGUUUAGUUGCAGUUACGUAAUCUUCAGCAGCUGAAGUUUAGGCUGAAUACUAUACAACACUCGUAAUUGAAAACGAUAAAACUGCAUUAACUGUGUGGAACGAUGCAAAUCCUUAAACUUCAAUACAUCUUUAGAGACCUUGGAAGUCGUUAAAGGCUAUGUAAUCACCUUUUUUACAUUGAGAUGUUGGCUUGAUUGUAUUUGGCAAUUGUGGCUCUAAAUGAGUUCUGUGUUUACCCACUGAACGGAAACCUAUAGAAUGUGCAAUGGUUGCUUUGCCACCAGCAAUGAUGUCCUUUGUACUUCAUUAGCAAUGUUAUGAUGAAAAGUCUGAUAAAUUACCCGUUGUGUUCCAAAUCUGAGGUAAAUGUGCUUUCUUUCUAGGCUGCGUUUAUUACUCUGCACUAACUUGUCAAGUAUAUGUUUGAUGUAUGUAUUACAGGAAUGUGCUACUGUUAUUCCAGUUCAUUGGGACAAACAUUCAUACAUCACUGUUGAACCUUUUGCACCAUUAAGUAAGACGACACAUUGCA
Dunckerocampus dactyliophorus (ringed pipefish) is the source of this 2608-nucleotide messenger RNA. RefSeq names its product F-box only protein 6-like. The transcript is spliced from 6 exons. Gene Ontology annotation, cellular component: SCF ubiquitin ligase complex; cytoplasm. Lineage: Eukaryota; Metazoa; Chordata; Actinopteri; Syngnathiformes; Syngnathidae. Gene Ontology annotation, molecular function: ubiquitin protein ligase activity; protein binding. The coding region runs from base 381 to 1205 and encodes 274 amino acids. The record is from RefSeq and is a predicted model, not a curated record. Gene Ontology annotation, biological process: SCF-dependent proteasomal ubiquitin-dependent protein catabolic process; glycoprotein catabolic process.